Molecule: messenger RNA, 2039 nt
Organism: Physella acuta
Lineage: Eukaryota; Metazoa; Mollusca; Gastropoda; Physidae
Product: BLOC-1-related complex subunit 7
Cellular component (GO): BORC complex
Source: RefSeq, a predicted model, not a curated record
UAGCCAAUUGUUUACAAGAUGGCGUCGAAUCGUUCGUCAAACAAUUGGAAUCAAGAGACGAAGAUAAGAUUAAAUGAAAAAAUAACAUCUAACAUAAAUGACAUAGGUUCACUAACACGACAGGUUAUACGAGGAUCAAAAUCAAAUGAGUUUCUUGCACAGGCGGCCAAAAACUUUGCUUCUCAAGAAAGCUGCAUUCAAAAUUCACAUGAAACAAUGAGGAAAAUGGACAUGAUACGCUCCCAACUUGAAUUUCAACAUUCUGCAAUAGCUAGAAGCCUAAGUCAUCUGGAUGAGGUGCAAGAUCAAAUAGCCUCUAUCAGUCAUUGAAAGUCACACCAGAGUUUCAAUCAGUCAUUGAAAGUCACACCAGAGUUUCAAUCAGUCAUUGAAAGCACACCAGGGUUUCAAUCAGUCAUUGAAAGUCACACCAGGGUUUCAAUCAGUCAUUGAAUGUCAAACCAGUAUUUCAAUCAAUUUAGUCACAACAAUGUUUUAAAUCAAAUAUUUUUUUGCACUUAAUUGAAUGAUUGGUUAAUUAAGUAUAAUGCAUUUUUCAACACUUUGUUUUAAAGAUAACACGCUCAUUUUGAAUGGAGAGCAUUAGUUCAACCCUUACAGUCCAAUGCACCCACCAGAGAAUUUUUGUUUGUAGUAGUCUGGUGCACCUGCAUUUAUUUACACAUAUUAUUGGAAGAUUAAUUUGGUAACGAGAUUUUGUGAAGAUACCAGCUGAAGGAGAAAAUAAGUUUUUUUAAGGUUGUUUUCUUGUUGUCCUAUCACUAGUGGUUCAUUUUCUUUGAUUUUUCUUAAGUUAAGAUUUUUCUUUAAAAAUUAUGGGCAAUAUAAUUAGUAAAAUUAAAUCAAAUUAAAAAUGCCUUUGCCAUUGAAUCUGGCUUUAAUGUAUCCUAUAGAGUGAUAUUGAGAAAAAAGUAGCGCCUGUGACUAUGUUGAAUUUUUUAGCAUUUAAAUAAAAUUUUAUAGAAAUAAUUUUAGGGAGUAGCAUUUUGUUUAAGUUUUAUUUUCUGGGAUUAAUGUAUUUUUUUAUUUACUAUUAGUAAACUGUUAGGCUAUUUUACUUUAUACAUAGAAAACUCAGACCAAUUUUUCGUAUAAAUAGUAUAAUAGUAUAAUGCUUUUUAUUUUCUUAACACAAGUGGUUAUUUUUAAAUAGAUUUUAUUUUCAAGUGCUUUGGUUACAAAAUGCGGCUUUAUUUGCAUGGCCAUAAGGGGAAGUAAUAUAGUUUUGAUGCCCUGAACAGUUAAGGUUAAGGGUUAAAGCAAGUAGUGAAUGUUGGGUGAAGUUGACUCAGUAUUUAAAGAUCAGGCACAUAAUAUAGAACACAAAAAUUUGUCAUUUUCCACCCUGUACCAUUUUAUAUUACAUUUCUAGGAAUCACAGUCACAAACAAACCAGGAUACAAUACGUAGAUCGAUGCAAAAACCUGUUAUUUUUUCCAAUUUGUAUAGAAUUAGAAAUCUAUUAAGUCAGUAUAGAGAAAAUGAAUUUAAACAGUUGUAAAUGUUUGUUUUGUGUUACAUUUAGAAGGAAAAUAAAUGUGUAAACUACUUAAGUCAACCUAUUCAUCAAACAAUUAUUUUUUUUAAAUUACAGACAUAACACUUCUCUAUACCUUCACCAUAACCUGUAUAUUACAAUAUGACAAAACAAUACAGUAAAUAAACCUAUUUUGUUUUAUACAAUAAACCCAUGAUGUCUUCAUACUUUAGAAUGCAAAUCACACUAAUUGCUGCUUAAGUGUUUUAUUUUAAUUCUACUUGUUUGUUGCUUACUUUAGUCUUAAAUUGUGCAUAUAUUUUCUUUUGUUUUUAAUGUGCAAUGUAAAAUAAUCUUUGCUGUUUUAAGCAGAGCUAAUUAUUUGCUUGUAUGACAGUGAGACUGAAAAUAUGGCUGUUUAUCAAACACUGUCAUUACUAGAACCCAAAGUUACUGGUUUUAAUAACUUAUUUGCUUUACUGCUUCAAAUUUUAAUAAUGAAACAACAAAAAAAGCAGAUUUAAUAAAAAUGGUUUUAUUA